Messenger RNA from Entamoeba invadens IP1, 2163 nucleotides. RefSeq lists its product as hypothetical. The record is from RefSeq and is a predicted model, not a curated record. Gene Ontology annotation, molecular function: protein binding. Lineage: Eukaryota; Evosea; Mastigamoebida; Endamoebidae. The coding region runs from base 1 to 2163 and encodes 720 amino acids. The transcript has a single exon.
AUGUCCCAACUUGUAGUUAAAGCAAAGUAUAGCAUCACCUCAUCCUCACCAAUUAAACUCUCAUACCUUGAGGGAGAAUCAAUCAAAGUUAUUGAACGCACCCCAUGCGGCGUUUGGAAAGGAGAAGUGAAUGACCAAAGUGGGUUGUUUCACAUCUCCACUGUUGACAUCCCCAUUAUAGAAAAGGUAGUUAUGAACUAUGAUUUUACAAGUGCAGAUAGUACUUGUAUGAAAGCAAAAGCUGGCGAAGUGCUUACUGUUAUAGAAAAAGGCGUUAAAAUUGGAUGGUUAUAUUGUCUACGUGGGUACGACUGUGGGUAUGUACCCCAAAAUUUCACGACAAUAACUUCAGCAGAUUAUCCAACAGACUUUACACUAACUAAAGAAGUUAUUAAACCACAACACAUCCCAUGUACUGUCUCAAUUAAGUACACAUAUGAGCCACGAAGUGAAAAAGAACUUUCAUUAGUCCCAGGUGAUAAAGUCGAAGUCCUUUCGUUUGAGGGAAUGUGGUGGUAUGGACGUAAAGAGAAUUCAUUUGGAUACUUUCCUGGAGAGUAUUGUCAAGUCAUUGGAGGAAUACACAAAGAGGUCAAAAGUGAAGGAAUUGUUUUGUUUGAUUAUGAAGCCAAAAAUGAUUUUGAGUUAUCUGCGCACACUGGCGAUGUCUUUUAUAUUGAGAGAGUAGUUGGGAGUUGGGCAGUAGUGUAUGUAAAUGAAGAGAGAUACAUCUUUCCGUCUAGUUAUCUUUCAUUGUUAAGUGAGUCUGAUAAAAAGAUCAAACAAGACACCGCAAUUACUUUAAACGACUUUGUAGGUGGAGCCUCUGGACUUUUAUCAGUCAAACAGAGUCAAUUUGUAGUCGUCUUGUCGAACAAAACAAAUGGGAUGUCGUUAUGUUAUAAACAUGAGAAGACUGGUCUAGUUCCCACUUCUAAUUUAAUGACUAUAAGAGAUGGCCAAGACUAUUUGAUAGUUGAAAAAACAUUUGAAGCGAGAAAUCAGAAUGAAAUUACUGUCACACAAGGACAAGCUUGGAUAGUAGUGAAAAUAAUAGAUGAAAAUUGGGUCAUUGGGAGAAGACUUGGCGUAGAAGGCUUUGUCCCAAGAGGCUUUGUGAAGAUUCAAAAGUUCACUAAACCGUAUAGAAAAGAGUAUACCGAAGGCAUCGCACAUAUCAACUCAACAACAAAGCCGAGGAAGAAAGAUGUACCGGUCAUAGUGAUGCCCCAAGGCACUGUUCUAGAGAGAAAAGAAGAGAAAUCGCCACGGAAAGGAUUUUUUACACAACGAAAGAGGAAAGAGAAGAGUGAGGUUGAUCAUACUAAAGAGGCUUAUGAAGAGAAGAAACAAACUAUAAUGAAAGCCAAUACCUUAAAAAUAGACAAACAAAAAGAAGAGCCGUUAAAUGAACUUAAAGAACUCAACAAAGGGAAGAAAGAACCAAUUAAUGUCUUAAAGUGGUGCCCAAUAGAACAACAUCAAGACACUGUGAGUGGGAUGCAGACUAUUAAUGAAACAUAUGAAGAAGAUUAUAUCGACGAAGAGAAAGAGAAGUUGCGCGAAGAGAACGAAUUACUGAAAUUGGAGUUGGAGAAGACUAAACGCGAGAGGGACUUCCUUCAGAAAACUAUCGACUCACAAAAGAGUGAAGUCGACGAGAUUCGAAAGCAACACGAGAAGGACAUCACACUCGUCGCGUCACUCCAACAAACCGUCCAAACACAAAAAACGGAAAUUGAGAGUUUCAAGAAACAAAAGGCAGACAAACAAAAAGACGCGCCACCUCUUCUUGAGGAAGACGAAGUGAUUUCCACACUCAAAAAUCGUGUUGUCGAGCUUGAGAAGACCUUACUCGAGGAAAAGAAAGAGCGAGUCGAAGGUGAUAAACUCAAGGCGAUACAAAGUGGGAUAGGUGAUGGCGCAGUCACACAAAUAGAAAUCGACGUCUCAAGAAAAGACGUCGAGAAGCGUGUUUGUGGUCUGCAGAGUCGCAUUAAAAUACUCACCGUCGAGAAUGAGAAACUGCGAAAAGAUUCCUCUGGAAAGAAACUUGACUUAAUCAAAAUAGAAAUGGAAGAAAAGAUCAAAAGUGUUCGCGACGAGUUAGUAGUUAUGCGACGACGUCUAGAUUUAGUCGUUCGAGGGUACCAGAAGUCUUGA